AUGGCCAAAAUAAGUGAGUUUCCUGAUGACUUGCUGAUUAAGAUAUUAUCGUUUCUUCCAACAAAAGUUGCUGUAUCUACUAGCGUUUUGUCAAAACAAUGGCAGUUUAUUUGGAUGUGGUUGCCUAAACUCAAGUUCACUAAUGAUUAUUCAAACCCUAUAAUGCUUAGGGAUUUUAUUAGCAAGUAUCUUCCAUUACAUAGAGCUCCAGUCAUAGAAAGCUUGCACCUCAAGUGUAACUGUGAAUCAACUGAACCUGAGGAUAUUAAACAAUGGGUUGGUAUCGCGGUUUCUCGAUGCGUUCGUGAGCUAAGUAUCUACCGUUCAGUGUUUUAUAAUGCUGUAUUUCUGCCUAGUAGCUUGUAUACAUGCAAAUCACUGGUGACUUUAGAACUUGACGGCAAUAUUCUUGUGAAUGUUCCUCAAAUGGUUCUUCUGCCUUGCUUGAAAACUUGCAAACUCCAACGUGUGAUAUACUCAAACGAAGACUCUCUUCGCAUGCUUCUAUCUCAUUGCCCGGCUCUUGAAGAUCUGACUAUUAGCGGAAUUGCGGGUGACAAUAUGGGAGCGUUAGUGGUUAAUGUCCCAUCCUUGAAGAGGUCUUCCUUGUAUAAAGGUAAGACAUGUUCUUCUUCUGAUAGGAAUGUGAUAGUUACCCCUUCUUUGAAGUAUUUCCAAGUUGAAGAUUAUAGAGAGAAUGUCUCCUAUUUGAUUGAGCAUAUGCCGAAUCGUGAAGAGGCAGAUAUAUGUGUUUGGCAAGAUAUCGACAAGUUUCUCGAAUCAAUGACAUCUGUCAAAAGUCUUACACUACGUGUGUUGCGGCCUGUGUAUCUUCCUGUUGUUGUCUUCAAUCAGCUUGAACAUCUGACACUACAUAUUAGCAAUAAUUACUGGUCGAAGUUACUUGUUCGGUUGCUCAAAGUUUCUCCUGAACUGCGAGUCCUCAAUCUCGACGUCGAUAAGUAUGGACGAUAUGACGAGUAUCAAACGGUUAUUUGGAAUAAUGAGCAGAGCUCUGUUCCUGAAUGUUUGUUGAAGAGUCUUGAAACUUUUAGGUUUUCAGGGUACGAAAGAAGAGAAGAAGAGAGAGAUUUCUUCAGUUUUUUCUUCCAAUAUGCUUGUUGUUUGAAGUAUUCAUCAAUCUUUAGAUGA
Molecule: messenger RNA, 1152 nt
Organism: Eutrema salsugineum
Lineage: Eukaryota; Viridiplantae; Streptophyta; Magnoliopsida; Brassicales; Brassicaceae
Product: putative FBD-associated F-box protein At5g56700
Exons: 2
Coding region: 1-1152 (383 amino acids)
Molecular function (GO): protein binding
Source: RefSeq, a predicted model, not a curated record